GAAAAAGCUAUAAGAAUCUACAAGGGCUAGGUCAACACGAAUCAUUGAUUCACUCUAACUAUAAUAUUCCUUGGGUUGGUUUAAUACCUCAACUACUUGAAGCAAUUUCCAAAUUUAAGAAAACAUGGGUAUUUUUAAUUCAAGACAAAUUAAAAAAUGGGCAUCAGCAACAAAAACAACAUGUAAAUGUACCAUGCUUGGAAAGAGCAUAUGAAUUAUUAGGUCAAAUCUUUAACAAUUCAAAUUGGGGUGUUUGUGAAUAUAAAAAUCAACAACAAACUUGGGUGGUUUUAUGA
Messenger RNA from Dentiscutata erythropus, 296 nucleotides. NCBI's taxonomy places the organism in Eukaryota, Fungi, Glomeromycota, Glomeromycetes, Diversisporales, Gigasporaceae. The record is from the annotation of a GenBank genome assembly.